GAUCAUCCACCAGACCACCACACGCCCGAGUCCACCGCCUGAAUCCUGCGACGCCGCGGCACCCCCUGAUCACGAUCGUGUCCCGUCCCCUCUCCCCGCGACUUCACGCCAAGAUCAUCCACGCGCCCGAGUCCACCGCCUGAAUCCUGCGACGCCGCGGCACCCCUGAUCACGAUCUUGUCCCGUCCCCUCUCCCCUCAGAUCGCACGAUGUCGUCGUUCCAGCCGCACGAGAGCGCCGCCCCCGCCGCGAAGCUGUGCGUCGCCGGCUGCGGCUUCUUCGGCAGCCCGGCCACCCACGACAUGUGCUCCGUCUGCUACAAGAAGCACCACAGCGUCGUCAGCGGCGGCGGCGGCUCAGGCGCCUCCGCUGCCACCGCGGCAUCCGGACCCGUCGCGCGAUCCGCGUGUGAACCGGCGGUGGCGGCGCACGACGCUAGCGUCUGUCUCGUACCGGCCAAAGACGUCGCUGAAGCCACCGCAUCGUUGUCCUCCUCCGCCCCCACGCCCGAGGCGGCGAGGAAGGCGCAGCCGAACCGGUGCGCGGCGUGCUGCAAGAAGGUUGGGCUGACGGGGUUCGUGUGCCGCUGCGGGAAGACCUUCUGCGGGAUGCACCGGUACGCGGAGGAGCACGGCUGCGCGUUCGACUUCAAGGGCGCCGGCCGCGCCACCAUCGCCCGCGCCAACCCCCUCAUCAAGGGAGACAAGCUGCCCGGCAGAAUCUGAUCGUCGCGGUUCACGCCCGUGCAGUGCAAUGGAUUCAGAACUUCAGAUCAUCAGAAGCAAACAUUCUGUAUGGCCAACCGUCGCAACUUUCGCAUCAACUCGUCUCGAUCUGAAGAGCAGCGUCUGGCUAGAUUUGUGCGAUGCAUGCCCAUCAGGGCUCAAUUCCGUUCGCACUGUUUUGUAACCAGCUGAUGUUUGGGAACAUGAUCAGCAUUCAUUUGAAUUUUGUUUUUGUCCUCGUUUUCGUAUAAUCAAAGAUCGUAUCUGCUUA
Molecule: messenger RNA, 996 nt
Organism: Panicum virgatum (switchgrass)
Lineage: Eukaryota; Viridiplantae; Streptophyta; Magnoliopsida; Poales; Poaceae
Product: zinc finger A20 and AN1 domain-containing stress-associated protein 3-like
Exons: 1
Coding region: 210-725 (171 amino acids)
Molecular function (GO): DNA binding; zinc ion binding
Source: RefSeq, a predicted model, not a curated record